Molecule: messenger RNA, 2207 nt
Organism: Polypterus senegalus (gray bichir)
Lineage: Eukaryota; Metazoa; Chordata; Cladistia; Polypteriformes; Polypteridae
Product: ras-related protein Rab-32-like
Exons: 3
Coding region: 512-1147 (211 amino acids)
Biological process (GO): phagosome-lysosome fusion; endosome to lysosome transport
Cellular component (GO): late endosome; phagocytic vesicle; Golgi apparatus
Molecular function (GO): GTPase activity; GTP binding
Source: RefSeq, a predicted model, not a curated record
CAUUACACCUCGUUAUGCACUUAGAAGGUUUUACGCUGGUUUGUAGGCUAAUGGAUAGGCGUUACGCAUCUGUGAUAGUCUCGCUAAGCUCUUUACCUUAAGGUGAAGAUAAAAACAAUCUUCCUUUCGUUUUACUAAGAUAAGGUGUUAGACUGUUCAUCUAACGGGAUAAUUCUUGACCUGCCCAGUGCAAUAUCUUUCCGCCCUACUCACUCUUAAAAGCGCUAGCAUCCUGCCUGCAAAACAUAAAAGCAAACUUGAGAAAUGCCCGAACGCGGGAGGCCGGCUACGGAGUUUCCGGGUCCUGUGAUCUGUCAGGUGGUAGCGUGUGUUGUGCUUGAGCUGUGUCUGCGAGUAAGCGAAGCGCGAGUUGAGAACCCCGGAGAAAGUGAGUGAGCCAGUGAGUGUGGUGUGAAAAGCACGGGGAGGAGGACAGAUCUCAACAAAAUUCACUUACGUUUCCAGUUCAGACCUCCUCUGAAGGUGAAACUUUACUAAAAGUUUAAAAGUCAUGGCUGGCGCGGAGUGUCGAGAGUACUUGUUUAAAGUUUUGGUGAUCGGCGAGUUAGGAGUGGGGAAAACCAGCCUCAUUAAGCGGUAUGUCCACCAGCUCUUCUCCCAGCACUACAGAGCGACGAUCGGGGUUGACUUCGCCCUCAAAGUCAUCCACUGGGACAGCAAGACUCUGGUGCGCCUGCAGCUCUGGGACAUCGCAGGCCAAGAACGUUUUGGCAACAUGACAAGGGUGUACUACAAAGAAGCAAUUGGAGCAUUUGUGGUCUUUGAUGUCACGAGGAAUGCUACAUUUGAAGCUGUUUCAAAAUGGAAACAUGACCUGGACAGUAAGGUGAAAUUGCCUAAUGGAAGACCAAUCCCAGCAGUGCUCCUUGCCAACAAGUGUGAUCAGAAGAAAGAGGGCAUAGGAAACAGUGCUGCAGACAUGGAUCAUUUUUGCAAAGAGUAUGGUUUCAUUGGCUGGUUUGAUACCUCUGCUAAGGAUAACGUUAAUGUGGAUGAGGCUGCUCGAUUCCUUGUGGGAAAUAUCCUCUCAAAUGAUAAUUGGCUUCCUUAUGAGGAGAACGACGGAGACAGAAUAAAACUGGAGCAGGAGGCAGUGGCCGCAGAGAGCAAAACGCAGUGCUGCUAACAUAUUUUUUAAUUUCAACGAGAAAUCACAUCAGGGAGAAUUACUUGACGGCGAGGCUCAGUUUCUCAACUGUACUCCAAAGUCUAGAUGAAAUGGACUGCUGCUUGGGGCAAGCGAUAAGCCAUAUGGUGUCCUACCACUACAAAAGCAAAUCCCAGCAGAGGCUUCAGAGCACUUUAUAGGAGGUAUCUGCCAAAACACUAUGAUUCACAAGCUGUUGUUUAGCAGAUGAGAUGAGCAAAAAAAAAAAAAAAAGAUUUCCUCAGACUGAUUUUCAACAGUGUGUUCCCCUGCUGCAGAGCCCACUGUUUCACCUUACUGUUUUUCUGUUCCAGGUUGAAAUAAAUCCGCAGGUUAUCAGUUCUCUGUAAAAAUCAAAUUUUUCAAUGGAAGUGUUUCAUUUUAUCUUUGAGACCGUGUUAGGAGAGUAAAAUUAAAGAAAGUGUCCGAAGAUCUCUGUGAGGGCAUAUAAUCCAAAGACAUCAUGCACACGUGUUGUCAGAAAAAAAAGUUCCAAAUUUUGUAGAGUACUCUUCAGAUGAGAGGCUUAUUUUCAUAGAUUUAAGAUCAUUAUUUCAAUUGUCUAUACAGUGGGUACUCUGCCAUAUUUUGUAUAAUUACUGGAGAAGUUAAGUGUUAUACACUUCCUUUUAGAUUUCUCCUUCACCUACUAUAAAUAAGCAGGGGAUUCUGGAAUGUGUGGAUCUGCGCUGUGUGAAGUGGGAUCACAAUAACCAAGGUAUGCUCUGCGUGUGUGUGAAUGUGUUAGUAGUAGUGGUAUGGCACUCGCUUGUCCUUGUCAUCAAGUCUUACAACUUUUAUUGUUAUUUUUUUAUAUAGUUUAAUACAGCUACAGCCAUUGGGCAAGUUAGCCAUUUUCAAUGACUCUUCCUGUAUGACCUUUGUUAAAUAAUAGCCACUAUAUUAAUGACGUAACUCAAAAUAGCCUUUCCUAAAAUAAGUUCCUAUUAAACUGAACUGAAGUUUUAUGAAAAAAAUGAGCAGACACUUGUUGUUGAACUUGGGGUACUCUCUAAAUAAAUGUAUAUUCCCUAUUUUA